AUGUUUUACCCCGAGAGACGUUGUUGUUGGACUUUGAUAGCGCUGGGAAAGGCAUUGGCUAGAGUUGGUUCAAGGGCUGGCGGAGGCGGUCACCGGACUGGAGGGCGAUGGCUGGAGAUGCAGCCCUUCUAUAAUCUAAUUCUUAGCAAAAAAAAGACAAAACAAAUCAAUAGGCACUGGUUGGAUGUUGUUCGAGGGCUGGUGGAGACGGUCACCGGAUUGGAGGGCGAUGGCCAAAUAUGCGAGCGAUGUGGAGGAGUGGCGACGGUCGGCGCUGUAAAGCAAGAGAAGUGGAUCGUCGGGUGUAAGGCAAGAAGUUUCACCAAUGUUGCAGAGUCGGCGCUAGCGAUAGAGGAUCGUGGAGGUCGGAUGGUGAGGAUGAGGAUGAGGGUGAGGGUGAUGUGGGGUGUGUAUCAUGGGGGUGGCACUUAUCCAUUAGGAAUGGGUGUUAGAUUGAGUCUCGAACUUCGUCUGUCAAAUCCAAAUCGGCAUAGCAUCGGACCAACACAAAUAUGGCCGCCCAAAUUCGUUCAUAAAACUCAUAAUCUGAAGAUCAUCACUCACACAUCUGGAAAUCCCAUGGUUGUGAAGCAGGAGACUGAGAUGCUGGAAGCGAAAAUCAAGAUGAUUAGAUAGAGAAUUCAAGGGGAUGUGUCGACGAAUGCUGAUCAAAUUGCAUUAGUUGAGAGAUGCAGCAAGCAUAAAACAAAGAGGCAAAUCACUUUGGGAUUCUUCUGGUUCAUUCAAUCACUUGAAGAUGUUAUAUAUGAUCCAUGUUCAUCUUCAGUAAAACCAACAUCUAGCUUCUUUAACUACUAAUGUUUUGUAAAUGUAAAUGAAUACAAAUGAAUACAGGUAAAGGUUGUUUUAUUUGUUGAUGUUUCAGAUCUAACAUAUGAAAAAAGUUGUUAUAUUACUUGUUUUCAUAUUUAAACAUUUUUUACAACAUAAUAGUAUGUCUUCAAAUAAUAGUUUUUUAAAGUUAUGAUGCAGAUUAGAGCAAUUGUGGUGGUUGGAUCUUGGACCUGAUCCAAAUGUAAACUAUUACAAAAUACAGUAUGAAGCUCUUUGCAUUCAUGAGAAUCCAAGAUGCAUUUUCAUUGCUACUAACAAUGGUGCCACUAUCAAUAUGACUAAUUUACAAGAAUGUUCAGGUGUUGGGUGCAUGGUUGCUGUUGUUUAUGGAGCAACAAAGAAAGAGCUAACUGUAGUCGGAAAACCACCAAUCUGUUUGAUGGAUUUAUUACAAAAGAUCUAUCAAAUCCACCAUCCAAUCAAAAUUAAAACACGGAACUCCAAGAUUCUAAGAAGAAAAAUAAAACUUAUACAACAUUAGAGUGCAUGACAAAAAUGUUGGAAAUAUAGUUCUUAGUUUAUGUGUAAAGUCUUGUAUAUAUGUAUCUUUUGAUUACAAGUUAAU
Lactuca virosa is the source of this 1420-nucleotide messenger RNA. The record is from the annotation of a GenBank genome assembly. NCBI's taxonomy places the organism in Eukaryota, Viridiplantae, Streptophyta, Magnoliopsida, Asterales, Asteraceae.